Molecule: messenger RNA, 1056 nt
Organism: Cladophialophora carrionii CBS 160.54
Lineage: Eukaryota; Fungi; Ascomycota; Eurotiomycetes; Chaetothyriales; Herpotrichiellaceae
Exons: 1
Coding region: 1-1056 (351 amino acids)
Source: RefSeq, a predicted model, not a curated record
AUGGAGAAUAAGAUGAAGAAACUGGUUCGCCAGCUGUCCACUCGCGCAAGGACACGUCCUACCGUCGCGACCGGUACCGAUACUGGUACGAGCAGAGCGCUCGAAUCUGUGCAAAAGAAUCCGCCGCUCACGAGCCCCAUCCUGCCCAACAGAGUGAUUCACUUUCCGAAAUGUCCGCACACCACGCCUCCGACGCCUCGACCGGCAUAUAUCCCUCCCGUUCUGAGGACCGAGAUCAUCGAGACGUCUGUUCCAGCAGUAGCACCAGCAGUAGCAGCGGAGUUGGCGACCAGUCUUCAGGACCUGGAGAUUACGGGCGUUAAACCGAAAUCGAGGCCAGCAUCAGCAUCAGAGUCCAAUGAAGCCAUCGUACCCGCUGGAAUGGCCGGUCCAGGUCCGGCGCAGCACGAACGUGAGCCUGAGCAUGAUCGCGAAUUCGCAUUCCCCACCCCCACCACCACCACCACAGGCACGACCACGGAAGGGAACGACACCACCGUGCACAUCAAACAGUACUUCUCCACCCCCUCGCGCUGUCUGGACUGUUCGCUCUCGCUGGCACGCCAACGCGAAGCCUCCACCAGAGACCUCAGCGCGGGGAUAUUGCGUGAAUGGGAACUCCGGCUCGUGGAGCUGACCUCGGCGGCCAAGGCGGUCUGCCAGGUGGCGCGGAUCAAGAACGCCGAGCCCGGCCGAUCGGACGGCCAUCUCCUGAAGGGAGACAUUGCCGUGUUGGAGAAGAUCGAGGCUGAAGAGGCGGCCUUGGCGGCCAAAAUGGCGCAGCAGAGAGAGAGGGUCGAAGGGGAGGUGCGUGCCAUUUGGGCGGACGUGGCGCGGGAGUGGGAGGGCGGGAUUCGCGAGGUGGUCAGAGGGGACGGGACCGGCGAGGCGGAGGAGAGGUGUGUUUUUGUGGUGUCUUCUCCUGCUAGAGGGGGUGACAGCUCAGGUCAGGGAGAGGGUUGUGGGGGUGACGGCCUUGAGGACGGAGAGGGAGAGUCCCCCCCUACGGAAGGGCAGGCUAGUGUACAGGUGCAGUGGGUUCCGGUCGAGGGCUGA